UAUCCGCCAUUUUGUAAGUUUGCGACCGUUUCGCUCGCUUGAACCAAGUGUGCAACCACUUCACGUCCUGCCCCUUGUACAGAGUCUCAUUUGAACUCAUUCCUCGCAAAGGAGAACACAUGGUCGUUUUCAAGGGCAAGGCCUCCAGCCGCCAGGAUGUUUAUGCUAGAUCUGUUGUGGUGAAGGGUUUUAGAUAUUACUGUGGAAACACUCAGGACUGUAAGAUGUAUGCGUUAUGCAGCGAACAAGGCCGGAUUGUUGCGGAACGUUUUAACAAACUUCUAGAUAAAACUUCAUGCAAGAUACGUUUUGUUGUGCCAGCUGUUACAGAAAUUGAUCAAAGAGCAACUUUAACCCACAAGAAGAAGUGGGAGAAAGAUGAAGCGGUGGUGUUUGAAGAAAAGCUUAAAGGGGAAUUUACUACAUUUAUUGACAAAAGGUGCAACACGUCCGCAAAUUGUGAUUUAAUUUUGGAGGCUUUUUGCCAUUUUUCGUUACACGCAUCCGGAGGGAGUUUUGUCAUUUGUGGUCUCAAAGGCGUUCAGAGAAAGGACACAUCUGAAGUUAUUCUUACUAAUCCGACCAUACAUUCACGGGAGGGUAGAUUUGGCACAAAAGACAAGCGAGACGCUUGAAUUCAAGACUUCAGUAAUAAUCAUACAUGUAAUAAGUUCUGUCGCAUGUUUGUGAAUAAAUUAGCUUGUGAAUUCGACAAAGCAUCUGACGAGUGUUGAAUAGGAUUGAAGUUAGUUCUCACCUUAACAGAAAGGAAACACCAUUUCCGAGCGGGGGAUACUUGAUCCUGCCACAGUAAAAUGCCAACAUAACGUCCCAGUGCCGUCGGAGAAGAUAUUCUGUGUUGUGGGCAAGCACACAAGGUUUGUGGAGGCACUGUCAUUCAUGGAGGUACAAGAAACUGAACUGGUGAGAGAAUUGUCAAAUAAGUGCCUUCGAUAGCGUUCAGGCUGCUGAAAACCCAAAAUUAUUCCAUUUGCUGGAAUGUUCGCUGUUGUGACUGUUAUAUUAACAGGUUGGAGGAGCAAAACGGGUCAAAUGAUUACAGAAACGUUGUAACAUAUACAAUAUUAUUAGUGUUCCCAUUGUUUUGAGAGUCAAAGGGCUAAAAUAUAUUCCUAAAGGAAAAAUGUCCUAUAUUCUUUCUAGCGGAAAUAUCAUAUAUAGGCGAAAUCGAUGCAAGCUAUAUUCGUGCAUUCUUAGCAAUAUCCAUUUAAGUCUGGUUUCCCAUGACUCGUUUGUUCAGGAAACAGACAAUGACUCUAUUGACUCAAGCGACCUUUGACGCAGUUGUUAGUUGACUUCCAGUAUACGAGCGGUCUGACCGAGUAAAAACAACAACAACAUUAAUCUAACCUACAAAUGUAAUACAAACUCAGUGAUUAUAAAUGAUAAUAUUAAACGAUAUUAAAAUACCUGUUCUUGAAAAUCAAUGUUAAGAGAGAAAUCUAUAUCUGCUUUUUCUUGUGUUAUGUUUCAAAUUAUGAAAUAAAUACCAACGCGUAUUCGUCUAAUACUAGUAUGCAUUUUGACAGACUUGAUAAUUUCUUUUAUACUUUAUGAAAUAUCCAAAGUUGUAUAAAUAGAAUGUUUACAAAAUGA
Messenger RNA from Mercenaria mercenaria, 1617 nucleotides. RefSeq lists its product as uncharacterized. The transcript has 3 exons. The record is from RefSeq and is a predicted model, not a curated record. Gene Ontology annotation, molecular function: ATP binding; protein serine/threonine kinase activity. Gene Ontology annotation, biological process: protein phosphorylation. NCBI's taxonomy places the organism in Eukaryota, Metazoa, Mollusca, Bivalvia, Venerida, Veneridae. Bases 120 to 635 code for a protein of 171 amino acids.